AAAGAAGACGGGGAACGAACGAAAUCGAAGAAGGAAUCGGAUAUUGCAACAGGUGUAAGGAUGGUGUAAAAUAUAGUGGGGGAACAUCAAAUUUGUUUUCUCACUUAGAGCGACACCACCGAAUUUUCCUUAAAUCUGAUGGAAAAGGUAAACAAUCGGACGAAGCACCACGAAGCAUGUUAGGACAGCCAACACUUGUUGAAGUGUGCCACAAACUUGACCAAUAUCGACCUUCAUCUGAAAGAUCAAAAGACAUUUCUGACAAAAUUGCAAUGUUCAUUGUCAAAGACCUUCGUCCGUUUAGUGUUGUGUCAAAUGAAGGAUUCCGUGCACUUGUUCAGACCUUAGAUCCCAGGUACACCAUGCCAUCUCGUACUUAUUUUAGUGAAACGGCAAUCCCAGAUAUGUAUGAUCAAGUUAAAGCAGAUGUAAAAUUGCAGUUGUCCAAAGCCUCAUCGGUGGCCUUAACCACCGAUGGUUGGACCAGUCGAGCUACUGAAUCGUAUGUAACCAUUACAUCAACACACAUUUCAGCUGACUGGCAAAUUCAUAAUUAUGUUCUCCAAACACGGGAACUUCCUCUAAGCCAUACAGGAGAAAACAUUGCCAAUGUUUUGAAAGAUGCUAUCAAUGAGUGGGGUUUGCCAGAGUGUUCCGCUUUGGUGACUGAUAAUGCUGCUAAUAUGUCGGUGGCUGCAAAACUUGUUGGCUUUCAGCAUCACUUGGGCUGUUACGCACACACUCUGAAUUUAGCUGCUCAAAAGGGAUUGAAAAUUAACAGUGUGUCACGACUGCUAGGCCAAAUAAGAAGAAUUGUGUCUUUUUUUCAUCGUAGCACAACUGCAGCCGCUGCACUGAAAGAGUGUUCAAAGGUAGUUGGGGUGCGAUCAGUAAAAUUAAUCCAAGAUGUCAGUACACGAUGGAACUCUGCCGUUGAUAUGUUAGAGCGUUUCCUGGAGUUGCAACCAGCAGUGUAUGCUGCUCUCAUGAGCAAAGAAAUUCGUUCAAAGGAAAAGGAUGUUACAACUUUAACUGAUGCAGAUGUGAUCCUCGCUGAAAAUGUAAUGUCUGUUCUCAUCCCCCUCAAAACAGUGUCUACAGGUCUCUGCAAAGAAUCGUGUCCAACUGCGUCCCUGAUUUUGCCUCUUCAAAAGAAGCUGUUAGAACAAGCCCUGACUUUCAAUGACACAGACACGCCAGCAAUAAGACAGCUGAAGCAGACAAUUGCUGAUGACCUGAAGCCAAGAUAUUCUAGCGCCAGUGUGAAGAUGUUUCUAGAGGAGGUUGCUUUGCUUGAUCCUAGAUGCAAAACAUCAUACUUGUCAGACGCUCAUGGUCUCCUUGUAAGCAACAGGGUCAUUUCUAGUGCUGCAAGUCUAGUACCUAGCGUAGUGGAUGACCCUAGCCCGGACUCAUCACAACAGAAAGUCACUGUUCUAGCUGACCCUAGUGAGGGAAAGCAGAUUUCGAGUAGAGCAGGUGGCUUAGCAUCCUUCCUGAGUGAUGUCAUGGCUGUUCAACCUUCAAAGCCUACCAAUGCAGUUCCUUCAGGACUUCAGCGAGCUACAGAGGAGAUGUUUCAGUAUUUGAAGUGUGAUUUAUUGGGUUUAGAAAAUGACCCACUCAUUUGGUGGAGAGAACAUGAGGGUAGUUUGCCACUGUUGGCUAUGCUUGCACGAAAGUAUUUGUGUGUCCCAGCUACGAGUGUCCCCUCUGAGCGUGUUUUCAGCACUGCAGGGGACAUUUUAAGUGCCCAGCGUGCAAGCAUGGACUCGGACAAAGUGGACAUGCUAAUAUUUCUUAAGAAAAACAUGAAGUAAAGUUAAAUGAGUUUUUUUAACAAUUGUGUUAUGUUACAUAGUUUGUUACAUAGUUUAACUGUUAACUGAGCAAUAAACAUGCUUUAAACAUACAAUAAAAGGUUAUGUUCUUU
Molecule: messenger RNA, 1933 nt
Organism: Dreissena polymorpha
Lineage: Eukaryota; Metazoa; Mollusca; Bivalvia; Myida; Dreissenidae
Product: E3 SUMO-protein ligase ZBED1-like
Exons: 3
Coding region: 177-1820 (547 amino acids)
Molecular function (GO): protein dimerization activity
Source: RefSeq, a predicted model, not a curated record